AUGGGCCGCGGGUCCGUCCCGCUCCGCCGUUUGCUGCUCUCGCUGCUGCUUCUACCGGCCGCCGGGACCGGCGGAGGAGCGGCCGCCUUAACGGGGGGGGAACCGGAGACGGUGGAGGAGCUGAUGGAGUACCGCGACCCUUGCAAAGCUGCUGCCUUUUGGGGAGAUAUCGCUUUAGAUGAAGAUGAUCUGAAGCUGUUUCAAAUAGACAGAACUGUUGACUUAACAAAGCACUCAGAUGGCAACGCAAGACACACUUCAGGAGGCCUGGGAGAAGAGUCUCUUGUGUCAAAUGAGAACAUCACUUCAACUGAUCGUAGUAACAAAGCAGUUAAAAAGGACGGCAGGCAGAACACAACGCUUGUGAGGAGACCGAAGAGGAAGGAUUAUAAAGAUGAGUCUGAGAUGGACACACACUCCUCUCUCAGAGUGCGCAGGGCAACCACAUCCAGAGCUGAGAGGAUCUGGCCAGGAGGGGUCAUUCCCUAUGUUAUUGGAGGAAAUUUCACUGGUACCCAAAGAGCUAUCUUUAAGCAAGCCAUGAGGCACUGGGAGAAGCACACUUGUGUGACAUUUGUGGAGAGAACUGAUGAAGAGAGUUUCAUUGUGUUCACAUACAGAACAUGUGGAUGCUGUUCAUAUGUGGGUCGUCGAGGAGGAGGUCCUCAGGCUAUAUCCAUUGGGAAAAACUGUGACAAAUUUGGUAUUGUGGCUCAUGAGCUGGGCCAUGUGGUGGGUUUCUGGCACGAGCACACACGGCCUGACAGGGACCAGCAUGUCACAAUCAUCAGGGAGAAUAUACAGCAAGGUCAGGAGUACAACUUUUUAAAGAUGGAAGCUGGGGAAGUGAACUCACUGGGAGAGACCUAUGACUUCGACAGCAUCAUGCACUAUGCUAGGAACACGUUUUCCAGAGGGGUUUUCCUCGACACCAUCCUUCCGCGUCGUGACGAUAACGGGGUCCGGCCGACUAUUGGUCAGCGCAUUCGCCUGAGUCAGGGAGACAUUGCACAGGCAAGGAAGUUGUACAAAUGCCCAGCUUGUGGAGAGACCUUGCAGGACUCAACAGGGAAUUUCUCAGCCCCUGGCUUUCCAAAUGGCUACCCCUCCUAUUCCCACUGUGUCUGGAGGAUCUCGGUGACGCCAGGGGAGAAGAUUAUGUUAAAUUUCACAUCAAUGGACCUAUUUAAAAGUCGCCUUUGCUGGUACGAUUAUGUGGAGGUGCGUGAUGGCUACUGGAGGAAGGCUCCGUUACUGGGUAGAUUUUGUGGUGACAAGAUCCCUGAACCAGUAAUCUCCAUGGACAGCAGGCUGUGGAUUGAGUUCCGGAGCAGCAGUAAUAUCCUGGGCAAAGGCUUCUUUGUGGUGUAUGAAGCUAUUUGUGGUGGAGAAAUUCACAAAGAUGCUGGCCAGAUCCAAUCUCCCAAUUACCCAGAUGACUACAGACCUUCUAAAGAGUGCGUCUGGAAGAUGUCAGUUUCUGAGGGCUUUCACAUAGGAAUCACAUUCCAAGCCUUUGAGAUUGAAUGGCAUGAUGCAUGUUCUUAUGACUACCUGGAGAUCCGAGAUGGCCCCACUGAAUACAGCCCACUGAUCGGUCAUUUCUGUGGCUAUGAGAAGCCAGAAGAUAUCAAAUCCAGCUCAAAUAAAGUAUGGAUGAAGUUUGCAUCUGAUGCAACCAUCAAUAAAGCAGGCUUUGCAGCAAAUUUUUUUAAAGAGAUGGAUGAAUGUUCUUUGCCAGACAAUGGUGGGUGUGAACAGCACUGUGAGAACACACUGGGCAGUUACAGAUGCACCUGCGAGCCUGGCUAUGAGUUGGCAGCUGAUAAAAAGAGCUGUGAAGCUGCCUGUGGGGGCUUCAUCACCAAGCUCAAUGGGACCAUUACUAGCCCUGGAUGGCCCAAGGAAUAUCCUACUAACAAAAACUGCGUCUGGCAGGUGGUAGCUCCAGCCCAGUACCGGAUCUCUCUGCAGUUCGAAGUGUUUGAGCUGGAAGGCAAUGAUGUCUGUAAAUACGACUAUGUUGAAGUUCGUAGUGGGUUGGCUUCUGACUCCAAGCUGCAUGGCAGAUUCUGUGGCUCAGAGAAGCCCGAAGUAAUCACGUCAUAUGGCAACAACAUGAGACUGGAGUUCAAAUCGGACAACACAGUCUCCAAGAAAGGCUUUAAAGUUCACUACUUUUCUGACAAGGAUGAGUGCUCCAAAGACAACGGUGGUUGCCAGCAUGAAUGUGUCAACACCUUUGGGAGCUACAUAUGCCAGUGCAGAAAUGGCUUCAUGUUGCAUGAAAAUGGCCAUGAUUGUAAAGAAGCUGGUUGUGAGCACAAGCUGAGCAGUGUGGAGGGACUGAUGAGCAGUCCAAACUGGCCUGACAAGUACCCCAGCCGGAAAGAGUGCACCUGGGACAUUUCUGCAACGCCUGGCCACCGAGUGAAAGUAGUCUUCAAUGAGUUUGAGAUUGAACAGCACCAAGAAUGUGCCUACGACCACUUGGAAAUAUAUGAUGGGCCCAACAGCAAGUCACCUGUCCUUGGACGCUUCUGUGGCAGCAAGAAACCAGAACCUGUAGUGGCUUCUACCAACAAGAUGUUUCUCAGGUUUUACUCAGAUGCUUCUGUGCAAAGAAAAGGUUUCCAAGCAAAGCACAGCACAGAGUGUGGUGGGCUCUUAAAGGCUGAAGUACAAACUAAGGAGCUGUAUUCUCAUGCUCAGUUUGGGGAUAACAACUACCCAGGUCAAGCAAACUGUGAAUGGGUGAUUGUAGCUGAAGAUGGUUAUGGGGUGGAGCUGAUAUUCCAGACAUUUGAGAUUGAGGAGGAGGCUGACUGUGGAUAUGACUACAUGGAGAUUUAUGAUGGUUAUGACAGCACUGCGCCCCGUCUUGGACGCUUCUGUGGCUCGGGGCCUUUGGAAGAAAUCUACUCUGCAGGGGAUUCCAUCAUGAUUCAGUUCCACACGGAUGACACCAUCAGCAAGAAAGGCUUUCACGCCCAAUACAUAAGUACCAAAUUUCAGGAUGCGUUGCACAUGAGAAAGUAGUUUGACUGCUCUUCACAGACAUUCCAACCUGAAGAUUGAGACAUCAAUCUUGUGAUCCUUGUCUUCUUUUUUUAUUAUUAUUAUUUUUUUUUUUAAGCUUCUGUGCACCUAGCCAAAAGCAGUGUACAGUAUUUGCUGAAACUAAAACUAAAUUGAGUCUCAAAAGUUUGCCUCUGAAAUUAUUAGCAUGACCCUUUCUUGUUAACAUACCCAGGACCAAAAAAUUCUAAUCAUACCUGCCAGGCCAUAAACAUGGUAUUUUGCACAGCUUGUCAUGGUGUGAAGACCAAAAUCAAAUUGAGUAAAGCUUUCAUCUCUUGCAUAUCCUAUUUCUAGAUGACAUUUCUUAAACAUCCUGUACCCACGAGCUGUCUGAACACAUUAUCUGGAGUAGAUGGUGUGGACAACCACCUAGUAGGAUUUUCUCAAAGGAUCUUGGGAGCCAUUCACUCUCUCCUACCAUCCCAAAAUACUCUGCAAUAAGUGAACAGCCAGAUGGCUAGGACUCUAUCACUUCUUCUGUUCCAUCUAUUUAUUGUCUUGGUUAUUAUAGGUUGAAAGGUAGGCAGGGGCACAGGGACAGUCUCUUUAGGGCUGCUACCUACUUGAAUUGUGGUGAACGAGAAGGACUCAGUACCUGAUUUUUCAGUAAUUUUCAUGGUAUAUGUUGAAUGGAAGUACUGUGAUGUGGGUGGCCAAGGGAAAGGUGGCAGCUGACAUGGAAGUGCUGUGGUGGGAUGCAAGGCAUGACAGCGUAAUGGUAGUAAAGCUUAACACUGUAGUGCUGACAGCAUGCUCCAGUUACACCACUAGGCAAGGCAGCUCAGAGGGCUGUGGCAGCAGUCCAGGCCAUCUUAAAUAAGGAAUCUCUCCUCCUUACUCCACCCGUCUGCUUUUUCAGCCUUCUUUAUGCUGCUGCUUUUCCUAUAGUACAACUUCCAUGUGAGGCCUUCCUUUUCACAGCUAAGCUGCUCUCCCCAGGGCUCCCCACCACAACUUUGUUAAGCUCUGCAACAUCAGCUAACUAGAGCAAAGGCAACGCUGGGCCAGAGAUAGGGUGGCCCUGAGGCAGAGGGAACACAGGCCAUGCUACAGGUCAGCUGUGGUGAGCUCUGGGAACCUGUCAACAUACGAGAACUUUAGACAUGGAACUUGGAACGGGAGAGCUUGGCUGGUUUCUGCUUCCUCGCUGUUCCUUGCUGGCCUGUGGCCCAGUCUCUUAACUUCAUGGCCAAGGUGCAAGCAAAAUGGUGACUUAAGCAUUUUGAGCCACAAAGCUCAGACAUGCUCUACACUGCAGUUAUUUAUGUACAUGGAAGCUACCAAGUCAUGGACUUGCAGAAUUAACGGAUAGCUUGGCACUUCUUUGGAAAAAAGCAGGGCAAAUUGUGCUUUUGGAGCAGCCACUGUAGAUGAGUGGUUGAUAUGGGAAGAAAGAAAAAAAACAACAACACUCUUAAAACGACUCUAUUCUGAAUGAUAUUUCAUCAAAGCACUCAUGGGCAAUUAUGAGCUAAAAGCUGAGGUAUGUUAGCUUUAAUAAAGUAUUUAUAAUCCAAGGGUUACUUGUGUUUACAUAACCACUGUACUGUUGGGCUUCAGGAUGACACCUCCUCUCUGGUGUACGAUUGUGGAAAAGUGUGGGGCCAGCGCCACUGUCAGACACAAAUUACAUUCCUGGAGAUGAGGGCAUUUCCAGAUGGAUAAUAAAUAGACCCAGCCCUCUCCAGAAGUCCUUGAACAGAUUAUGGUCCAAGUGUUGUGAAUACUGGGAGAAGCAAAUGCAUGAAAAUAUUUUCUUGCUUAGAACAAGAAAAAUAAUUUAUACGCAUACACACAGGAUUAUAUGUAUAUAAAGUGUGCAUGUAGAAAACCAGUAGUCAAAGUCUUAGUAAGUUUCAUGUGAACAAUACUGUACCAUUGACUAUAGCUUUAUUGCAGGCUGUAUAAAACCAUGUUAUUUCUGUUUUGCUUUUUUUUUUUUUUUUUUUUUUAGCUCUGCUGUGUUCCUCUUUUUUAAUUUUGUGGCCUUUUUUACAUGCAAGAUCUGUGAUCUCAA
Apus apus (common swift) is the source of this 5098-nucleotide messenger RNA. RefSeq names its product tolloid like 2 (gene TLL2). The record is from RefSeq and is a predicted model, not a curated record. Bases 1 to 3039 code for a protein of 1012 amino acids. The transcript is spliced from 21 exons. NCBI's taxonomy places the organism in Eukaryota, Metazoa, Chordata, Aves, Apodiformes, Apodidae. Gene Ontology annotation, biological process: proteolysis. Gene Ontology annotation, molecular function: calcium ion binding; metalloendopeptidase activity; zinc ion binding.